AUGCUGGAGCCUUCGUCGGCGCAACCCUUUACUNNCCCCCUUCCGCACGAGCAAACUCUCUACAAGUCACCAGCCCGUACAACUUUCUCCUUGCAGUCGCUCAACAAGUUUCCUGGCAAAGAGCCUGUUCACUGGUCAGCCUCUACUGGCACCUUGUACCUCACCAACCGCCGCCUCGUCUACCUGCCCUCCACACCGACACCUCAACUCCAGUCUUUCGCCGCACCUCUUCUCAACACUCACGAUUCGCAUGUUGUCGCUCCUUGGAUAGGACCCAAUGUCUGGACCGCACUCGUGCAACCCGUUCAGGGAGGUGGCAUUCCUGCACACAUCCCUGCGCUAGAACUCAAGUUUGCAUUCAAGGACGGAGGAGCAUACGAUUUCCACUCUGGAUACGAAAGAGUCAAGGAGAGACUACAACAACAAGUCGAUGUCGCGAGACAAUCAGGUCAUCUCCAAGGCGAUGGCAGCGAGGCUGGACGCGGAAGAGGAGGAGACUCUCUUGCCGCUGUUGAUGUCGCAAAUGUUCAUUUGGAUGAUUUGCCUGCCUACGAGGAAACUGGUGCUUCAGUACCAGUUCCUCAGCCUCAAGCUCCGGCUGCUCAGGCACCUGCAUCAACACAAGCUUCUGGUCCCUCCGAGUCGCAUGCGCCAGAAGUCUUCACACCACCUGCCGAGCCCCCACCAGGAUAUGAGCAAGUGCAGAGGGAGACUGUGGAAGAUGAAUUGGAAAGAAGAUUGAGCAGCGGUCAAGUUCUUUGA
Aureobasidium musti is the source of this 762-nucleotide messenger RNA. The record is from the annotation of a GenBank genome assembly. Lineage: Eukaryota; Fungi; Ascomycota; Dothideomycetes; Dothideales; Saccotheciaceae.